Molecule: messenger RNA, 330 nt
Organism: Rotaria sp. Silwood2
Lineage: Eukaryota; Metazoa; Rotifera; Eurotatoria; Philodinida; Philodinidae
Source: the annotation of a GenBank genome assembly
AUGAAUACGAAAGAGAUUUAUCGCUUAUCAACAAUUACUGUAUACAUUACAAUUGUUUUCAUACUUGUUCAUUGCACAUCAAGUCAACCAUUAUCGACUAGUUCACAAAAAGAUGAUGAUAUUGUUGAUAAUUCGAUACAGACUGGGCCUUCAUCGGAUGCGGAAUCAAAUGAUCUUGAUAUUAAAAAUGAUGACUCUAUACCUGAACUUUACUUAUUACAUAGCGACUAUAAUCUUAUGAAACAACCGAAAUCUUUAGAGGCAUCUCGUCGAGCAAACUUUUGGAGACGAGCUAAUUUUUGGCGUAAACGUGCUAAUUUUUGGCGAUAA